Messenger RNA from Acyrthosiphon pisum (pea aphid), 1696 nucleotides. RefSeq names its product multidrug resistance-associated protein 4. Gene Ontology annotation, molecular function: ABC-type transporter activity; ATP binding. Gene Ontology annotation, cellular component: membrane. The coding region runs from base 155 to 1264 and encodes 369 amino acids. Gene Ontology annotation, biological process: transmembrane transport. The transcript has 10 exons. The record is from RefSeq and is a predicted model, not a curated record. NCBI's taxonomy places the organism in Eukaryota, Metazoa, Arthropoda, Insecta, Hemiptera, Aphididae.
AGUUUCUUGACAACCGUUGCGCGUGCACUGCAAGUUCGUAUAUGUACAUAUGGUUUCAGUCGUUGCCUAUAAAAUUUAAGCUGUUAUAGGGUCCAAGUUCAAAAUUACCAUAACUUAGAAAAUGGAUUGAACCGUAUAACAAAUCAGAUUAGAAAUGGACGCUGCGGGCAGCAAAGAAAAACAGCUACCAAAUCCACGAGCCACAGCAAAUAUCUUCGAAAUUCUUACAUUCAGCUGGCUUUUAAGCCUCUUUAAAACGGGACAAAAGAGAGAUUUGGAGAGCAAUGAUUUAUACGAUUCACUCAACGAUCACAAGUCAUCAUUAUUAGGACUUGAAAUUGAAAAGAGAUGGAAAAUCGAGAUCGCUAAUGCAAAAAGUACAAAUCGGAAACCUAGUUUAUUGAGAGUUUUAGUUCGAAUGUUUGGUGGAAGUUUUUUGUACUAUGGAUUAGUGCAAAUGUUCAUUGAAGCCAUAUUAAGAAUGACUCAACCUUUACUCAUUGGUGGACUGUUAGCAUAUUUCAACCCCGGUGGAUCCAAAACCAUAAACACUAAACAUGCAUACAUGUAUGCAUUCGGUCUGUUGUUAAACAUAUUAGCUUACACAGUGUUGUUUCAUUAUUCGCAAUUGGAAAUGCUACACAUUGGAAUGAAGAUCCGGGUUGCUUGCUGUUCAACAAUAUAUAAAAAGGCAUUAACAUUAAGUACAACUUCUCUCUGUGAAACGACAGUCGGUCAAGUAGUAAAUUUGAUAUCAAAUGACGUAAACCGAUUCGAUAUGGCAUUAAUAUGUAUACAAUUUUUAUUGAUCGGACCUUUGCAAACUAUUAUAGUCACAUAUUUCUUGUGGCAAGAAAUAGGCGUAUCGUCAAUAAUUGGAGUAACUGUCUUUCUCGCGUUUGUUCCAUUACAAGGAUGGUUGGGGAAGAUUACGUCUGACUAUCGGUCAAAAAUCGCACCAAGGACGGACGAAAGAGUAAGAAUAAUGAACGAAAUAAUAUCAGGCAUACAAGUGAUUAAGAUGUACACAUGGGAGAAACCUUUUGCAUUGCUUGUACAAUAUGCAAGAAAGAUGGAAAUCGAACAGAUCAGAGGAACAUCGUGGAUUAGAGUUUUUUUUCAAUCAUUCAGAAUAUUUCAUAUUAGAUUUGCUUUGUUUACAUCCAUUUUAUCAUAUGUAUUAUUAGGAAGUUACAUUAACACGCAACAAGUUAAACCGUUGGCCUCUCUGACCGACAACAAUAUCAUUCCAGUUUAUCUAUAAUAUUUGGACCGACACGCGACAUGCUGUCCACCUUCAAAUAUUUUUCAACCAACAUUGGCUUAUAUAUUUACAUAAAAAAAGUAUAACAUAAUUUUGCACAAUGGUGCAUAGUCUUCCGGGCACAAAGUGGCCAAUAUUGCAGCCGGAUCGACGCUAACGUUGCUUGUGGCCUGUGGGCGACCAUGUAAUAAAUGCUCAUGCAGCAUGCUCCCAUUGAAACAACAAAAUUACAAUAUAAGUCUUUUGGUAAUGCUAUGAGUUGCCGUAAACCCAUGUAAUUAUUUUUCAAAAUGGUCCUUUUGAACUCUAAUUAUAAGUUACAAAUUUGCACUAUAUUGUAACUCAGUUGGUGUGAAAACUCUGCACCCUGAUAUUUUUGGUUUUUUCAUUUUAUUAUAAAAAUUCACGCAAUACGCGGCAAUUCAUAUUAUU